Messenger RNA from Callorhinchus milii (elephant shark), 5265 nucleotides. It is a transcript of the gene fbrsl1, whose product is annotated as fibrosin-like 1. The record is from RefSeq and is a predicted model, not a curated record. The coding region runs from base 27 to 3836 and encodes 1269 amino acids. The transcript has 22 exons. Lineage: Eukaryota; Metazoa; Chordata; Chondrichthyes; Chimaeriformes; Callorhinchidae.
CUCCCUCACACACAUACAUUUGAGAAAUGGAGGGCCCUCGGUGUAGUGGGUUGAAGCAGAGCAGGCGAUCCCGGUCUCAGAGGGAUAGGGUGAGGAGAAGGGAGGCUGCGAGCCGCAAUGCCCGGCCCCACAGCCCUUCCUCGGGCUCGGAGAGGGAAGGCAAAGGCAGGAAUACCAGCCCCGGUAAGACGGCAGCCAACCCGGCUUCAUCCCGCUCCUGCCGCCCCCCCAGACGCAAGAGAAGGGCAUCGAGCUCUCAGGAAGAGGACAUCAUCGACGGGUUCGCGAUCGCCAGCUUCACCACCCUGGAAGCUCUGGAGAAGGAUCUUGCACUGAGACCACAGGAGCGGAAUGAAAAAUGGGAGAAACAAGUUGGGAAGAAACCGAGGGAAGUAGAAAAUGGCAUGUUGGCAGAGCCAAGUGAAAAUGGGCAUGAGAAUGGCAAUGGGACUUCUGACAGAGAACGGGAUCAGGGAAGAGAACGAACAAAGAAGAAAGUUCCACUGAAGAACUUCACUCAGAUGAAGGUUUCUUCCAACCGCAAUGGCAGGAACAGCGAGGACGACAGUGUCAGAGAAGCCAACAGUUCACAGAGGAGCAGCUCCAGAGACAAGCUUAGUGAUCGGGAAAACUACCGCAAACUUCAGGAGCAGUCAAUAUGCCGAAUUCACUACCGAGGUCCACAACAGAACAAGAAGGCAACAAUUCUAUCAACAUCAACUCACAAUAAGGAGAUGUCAUUUGGUACAAAAGAUGUGCGAAUUUCAAAAGCUGAAAAGGCCUUCAGUACUCAAAGGGUUAACCUUCCAACCAAACAAAGUUCUGCUCAUUCAUUUUCAGGACGAGGAUACUCUUGUGACAGUGAGAGCGACAUCGAUGAUAAGGCGUCCGAUGUAGGCUCCGAAAAACUCUUCUCACCGGCACCAAGUAAAGGUUCAAGCUUCACUGGAAGCAGCCUGACAUCGAAUGAGAAACCUGAAACAAAGAGAUCAGGUGUUCCCAAGAUCUCGGGGCUCGAGCGUAGCCAGGAACAGAGCAAGGAGGUGCCCUUCAUCCCCCUGGUCCCCAGUCCUCCUCCGCCCGUCAUCAUCCCUCCAGUGUCCAUCGCCUGCGUUCCUCACCGCACAGCCAGCCCGGCCGUGAAGGAGGUGGUGCAUCAGACCCAGCCACGCCCGAGGCAGCCAACUCCACAGCUACAACCACCACAAGUGCAGCACCCUCCACUGCCUCCCGUCCACCCCCAGCUGCCUGCACAUCACCAGAUUCACCACCAGCUGCCUUUCAGCAGUCUUAACAGUAUCAGCAGCCGGAGUAGCAGCGCCAGCAGUGCUGCAAGCAUCAGCCUGCCCAAGCACUUAACUCCGUCCCCCCAAAUCCACCCCCACCAUUCAGCCACUCCAGUACUUCCCCUCUCCAUUCCUAACCUCGCUACCUCACACAAUUUCUCCCUGCGGCCUCCCACACUCCCGCUCCACCACGCCAUGUUUGCCACUCCGGCUACCUUGCCACCACCACCUCCUCUAACGUCAAACAGUCUUGUGGUGCCGGGCCAUCCCGCAGGACCUGGCUAUUCAGAUACCAGCCUGUUGAUAUCAUUCAACCAACCUAUCAUGUAUUGUCAGCCUCAGUCAGGAAUUCUGAUUGGAGCUUUGUCACAGGCAUCUCUGUUACCUCCACCAUUGAGUCCUCACGUAGAAAACCACCACAGCAUGACCUGCAGAAACAGGGAAUGCCAGUUUGAAAAAUAUGCACCAAAAAUCGAAAACCCAUUCUAUCGCCAUUCUAGCAUUUUCCCAUCGUACGCUCCAACAAUGCCAGGAAUGCCGCCCAUGAUUCCACAUUCAGGUCCCUUUGGGUCUCUUCAGGGAGCAUUUCAGCCUAAGACUUCCAAUCCAAUUGAUGUAGCAAGCAGACAAGGAGCAGUUCCUCACACCCUACUGCAGAAGGACCCCAGGUUGACAGACCCCUAUAGACAGACAAUAAGACUCCCAUUCAAAAGGGUAAAUCUACCUCAAAAACCACUGGGCAAGCCUGGUAAAUGGUGUGCCGUGCAUGUGCAGAUUGCUUGGCAAAUCUACCAUCACCAGCAGAAAAUGAAGCAACAGAUGUCAUUGGACCAUCACAAACUCGAGCUGGGAGGCAAACUGGAUCUGUUCAGCCGGCCCCCGGCCCCUGGCAUGUUCCCUGGAUUCUCCUACCCACAUGACCUCGCCAGGCCUCUCUUCUCCACAACAGGUAAUACGCAUCCAGCUGCAAGUCCCUUCGGACCCCAGCAUCAUCCCCACAGUUUCCUGCCCACCGGUCACCUGGCAGAUCCAUUCAGUAGAGCAAACACCUUCAGUGGCCUUGGCAACCUCAGCACCAGUGCCUUUGGAGGGUUAGGCAAUCCAGCACUCGCUUCGAACGCCAUGUUUGGUCACAAAGAAGGCCCAGGUGUACAGAGCCACAAUAAUCCUCACGAGCCGUGGAACCGGCUUCACCGAACGCCCCCGUCCUUCCCCACCCCCCCGCAGUGGCCCAAACCCGGAGAUUCUGAACGCAGUUCCUCCGUCACCAACCACGACAGAGAUCGAGAGACGGAGAAGAGAGAUACUUCACUGAAGAGCGACCGAGAUAAAGAAAGGGACGGAGUGGAUAAAAACAGACAUUCAAAUCGAUCGUCACCAGCCUCGGCGCCUGUCAAUCACCAAAUCAACAACCUCAUCCACAGCAACAGCCGAGGCAGCGCUGAUCAGAGCCGGCAUCACGGCAGCAGUGAGCGGGACCGGUCAAAGGAGCUGGAGAGAGAGCACACAGACCCCCUGAGGGAGUUACCAGGCACUGAACAUAAAAUCAAAGAGAAUCAUUCACCGGUGAAGGAAGGACAGAGCCACGAGAGACGGCUACAGGAGGAGAAUGCCAAGCCGGUGGUGAGGACCAGCUCCCCAUACAACCGAGUGCUGAGCGAGGGCCUGAAGCUCGGUAACUCUGUGAGCAAAGAGAGUGAGAGGAAGCCGGAGACUCUGUGCGAGAAGGUAAAGAACGACGUGAAGAUAAAAGAGGAGAGGAAGGAGGAUAACGAGGUGAUGGUGAUCGGGUCGGACACGUUACAGCACGCCCGGAGCAGCGAGCCCCUUCACCACCCCUCCCUACACGGACUGUCCCUGGCUCACACCAUGGGGCCUGUGCCCAUCACUGUGGGCAACGUGCACCAGAUGAACAAUAUGAAUAUGCUGGACCGUUCCCGCAUGGUGACGCCCUUCAUAGGCCCGCUGGCGGGACGGGAACGGCUGGCUCAUCCAGGCUUCUCCUGGGAUCCGGUGCGAGACCCUCUGCGGGACGCGUACCGGAGCCUUGACUUCCGGAGGAUGGAAUUCCCACUCCGCGCGGACCACAUGAACCGCUUCCCCACGGCGGCCGGCUUCUUCGAGCACGACCGCUCGUACCGAGACCGCGAGCCUCACGAUUACAACCAUGAGCACCUACUGGAGGCCAGGCGUGAGCACGAGCGCUUGCGGCAGCACGACGAGAGGGAACGCUUGCAUCUGAGGGAAGAGUUUGACCGGGCCAGGCUCCACGCCUUGCACACGUCAGCCAUGGACAGUCACUUGGCACAACUGCCAACCUUUAUGCCUCACUUAAGCGGAAUGCACUAUCCGAGGCUCAGCCCCUCCACUGCCAACCACAACGGCAUUUUAAACCGAACCCCACCCACAGCGGCGUUGAGCGCACCCCCGCCUCUGGUCCCGGCCGGCACCCCUCGCUCCACCUCUCCCCGAAGGACUACCCCACUCACCAAUUCAGAGGCCACAGACUACUCCCCCUCUCGCAAUCCAAAAGAAGUUGAGGCACGGUAGUUCUUAGAACCUGGCAAGAGUGAGGGGUCCUGUGUACAAAAUCCUGUCUCGAGCAAUGCACUGCAAACAAGAGAAAGCUGUACAUUUAUAGAAUCCAAGCACAGUUGGGGGAAAAAGGGGGUUGAAAAAAAAAGUCUGAACUUUCUUACCAGAAGAUUGCUUAUAAUUGGAAUUAAUAUAUUAUCAAUUAUAAAUCUCUAGAUUUCUUUGUGCAGAGAAUUCCGAAAUCAUGUUUGUACAUUUUUCCAAUAAUUGAAAUCUAAUUUGUACGGAUUUGUAAUCUUUUCAUUUGGCUUUGUUUGCUCUUUUAAGUUUUGUGUGUUCUGUUUCACUGGCGAUCGCAAGCCUCCAGACUAUUUUAGUAUUACCCAGGGUUUACUACGGUAUUAUUUAUCAAGAUACCAAUUUACAAUAAAGCCACUGUGAGGUUCCAUUUUGAGGCCAAAUAAAAAGUUGACUUUCCUUCAUUUACCCAAGAAAACGUCUGUAUUAUGAGCAAUGUACAAAUCUGAAUUUGUUUUGCCUUAUUACAAAUACAAUGAUAUGCAGAAGCAGAGGUCUUUGUGGUUCCUGUACAAAUGUAAAUACUCUUGUCGAUAUGCAGAACACGCUAAUUAAAUUCUUUACUUAGGUAGACUUUAUAAAAGGUUUCCGAAUCUAGAAACGGCUCACUGGAUAUUUGUAACGGUUAUUCCUAUCGUGUCACGUGCAAGUGUGCUUGGAACUCCAAUUCAAAGAAGCAUAUUCAACUUCAACUAUGCAAGAAGCACAGGCAGGUCUUUCACAAAAGGCCGUGUGAUCCAAAACUUAACAGCAGCACACGCUGGGGAGCAACCACUGUGUGCAACAGAGGACAGAACACCCUUCAUUACCCCACACCUGGAAUAGACUGCAUCACCACAGAGAGCAAGACAACUGUCGGACCAAGAAAGACACUCGGCAGAGAGAGCAAGGCUUUAUUUCUCAAAUACCAACCACAUCACAGACAAUUACGGGCAGAAAUUCUUAGCGGCUGGCAAGGACUAUUCAGUGUGGACCUUGUGUAAUUGUGCAGUGUUUUUAAUGGAAUCUGUAUACAAGACGAGUAGUAUUUUAGGAGUCAAAAAAUCUCACGGUAACAUUUCUGAAAAGAAAACGAUACUCUUAGCAAAAUUAAAUCCUUAAACAGAUGUUUCUGGCGGCGUGCGGGUCUGGACCGGACUGCUCUGCUAAGCUAAACUGUUGGUCAUAUGUAAAUUUUUGCCAUGUUUUACUUGCUGGACAAAACGAGCAGCGUCUGUGUUUAUAUAUCUGGGCUUUUACUCUGUAGUUACUUCAUACAUGAAGCUGCCAUUUCCUCCUUUCUGCUCUGUACUUUGGUUUCUGUAUUUUAAACAGACUUGAUUCCUGUAGAUCAAUGAGACAAAUACAGCAUUGAUUUUGGACAAAA